AUGGCAGCCCCCCGCAGCGGUCCUCCCAGCGAGGAUCUGUUUGUGACAGGUCUUCCUGUGGAUUGCACCGCUGUUCAAGCCAAACAGAUAUUUCAGCAGUAUGGUGGCGUGAAGCAGGCGAACGUUCUGCCGGUGGCAGCCGGCAAGACAGCCGCCGCAGCCUUCGUUAUCAUGGAGUCCGUGCAAGAUGCACAGUGGGUCAUUGACAAUGUCAAUGGCAACGUCCCGCAGGGCUUGUCGAGCCCAGUGACCGUGGCAUUUGCAACCCCAAGGACGCAGCGCGGAAAGGGCAUGAAGGGUGACAUGAAGGGCAUGCCGCCGGAUAUGAUGCAAAUGAUGGCGAUGAUGGUGGCUGCCAUGGGUAAAGGCGGAGGAGGAGACUUGGGCAAAGGUGGGGGGGGAGACUGGGGCAAAGGUGCAGGAGGAGGAGAUUGGGGCAAAGGUGGAGGAGGAGACUGGGGCAAAGGUGGAGGAGAUUGGGGCAAGGGUGGAGGUGACUGGGGCAAGGGCGGAGGAGACUGGGGCAAAGGUGGCGGGGAUUGGGGCGGCUAUGGCGGUGGUAUGCCCGGCAAGGGCUGGGGCGGCGGAAUGAUGUGGUGA
Molecule: messenger RNA, 600 nt
Organism: Symbiodinium natans
Lineage: Eukaryota; Dinophyceae; Suessiales; Symbiodiniaceae
Source: the annotation of a GenBank genome assembly